Molecule: messenger RNA, 2702 nt
Organism: Suricata suricatta (meerkat)
Lineage: Eukaryota; Metazoa; Chordata; Mammalia; Carnivora; Herpestidae
Gene: CARF
Product: calcium responsive transcription factor
Exons: 18
Coding region: 251-2380 (709 amino acids)
Biological process (GO): regulation of transcription by RNA polymerase II
Cellular component (GO): nucleus
Molecular function (GO): RNA polymerase II cis-regulatory region sequence-specific DNA binding; DNA-binding transcription factor activity, RNA polymerase II-specific
Source: RefSeq, a predicted model, not a curated record
CCUGCGCAUUGUGCUGGUCUCCAUGGCAGGGCCUCGGAGCCAAGACGAGAACAAAUGCUGCUGUGAAGACAUAAUUAUAGCUCUCACACAAAUGAAGUCUAUCAUGAUUUAGUGCCCUCAAAAGGAAGAACUUCAGUGGACAAGAGAGAGCAUUUCUGGGAAUAGUAAAAUGCUUGAGAUCUGAGUUUAAGUUUGAGCUACUGCCUGAAGCUAUUAAAUAAUAGAAGAAAAUGGAAUUGAAUAUACCAGCAUGGAACAGUCUAAUGAUUCAUUAAGAGUCAACCAUAAUGAUUCCGAAGAAUCAAAAACGGAUUCUCAUGUAUUUGAGCAUCUAACCUGCAUGGACUCCAGGGAUCCUUCCUUUGGACAAAAUGGUUCUCCUAGAAUUUUACCCAUCACCUCUCAUGAAGUAGAUAAUUCACUCACAUCACAGAAUAUACCAGGGGCCCUGACUCAGACACAGACUCUUUCUACAGAACAGUUCCAUCUAGUGGACCAAAAUGGGCAACCUAUUCAAUAUGAACUUCAGUCACUGGGGGAGUCUAAUGAACAAAUGAUGAUUGUUCCCAGCCCAUCAGAAAAUGGACAGGUGCUGCGUGUAAUUCCAUCUACCCAGACAGGAAUGGCACAAGUGAUUAUUCCUCAGGGGCAGCUUGUGGAUGUGAAUAGUCCCCGGGAUGUCUCUGAAGAGAAACCCAGUGACAGAAGCUUAGCAACUGUUAGAGUGGAUGUUCUAGCAGACAAUACCAGUAAUUACACUCUUCAUUCACAAGCAUCCCUCACGUUGCCCAAAAAGACCGUGGCCAGAAUGCUUGAAGAACCCUUUAUGGCUCCUCUCCAGCCACUUUCUUCUAACACACCUAUGUGGGCCUGCCGUCUUAGGAGCUGUGAGAAAAUUGGAGAUUCUUACCGUGGCUACUGUGUAAGUGAGACUGAAUUAGAAAGUGUCCUAACAUUUCACAAGCAGCAAACUCAGAGUGUUUGGGGGACCCGGCAAUCUCCAAGCCCAGCCAAGCCAGCUACACGCUUGAUGUGGAAAUCUCAGUAUGUUCCAUAUGAUGGAAUCCCAUUUGUCAAUGCAGGGAGUAGAGCCGUGGUAAUGGAAUGUCAGUAUGGGCCAAGGAGAAAAGGUUUCCAGUUAAAAAAAAUCAGUGAACAGGAAAGCAGGUCUUGUCAGCUCUACAAAGCCACUUGUCCAGCCCGAAUUUACAUUAAAAAGGUACAGAAGUUUCCUGAAUACAGAGUUCCUACAGACCCCAAAAUUGACAAGAAAAUAAUCCGAAUGGAACAAGAAAAAGCCUUUAACAUGCUAAAGAAGAACAUGGUAGAUGCUGGUGGUGUUCUUAGGUGGUAUGUACAGUUACCUACAAAACAAGCUCAUCAGUAUCACGAGUUAGAGACUUCCUGCCUUCCUUUGUCACCUUCCCCUUUUCCUGUGUCUUCUCUUGAAGAAGAGGAAACGGCAAUUAGGGAUGAAAAUUGUGCAUUACCUUCGCGUCUCCAUCCUCAAGUAGCACAUAAGAUUCAAGAAUUAGUGUCACAAGGAAUAGAACAAGUAUAUGCAGUAAGGAAACAGCUAAGAAAAUUUGUGGAAAGAGAACUGUUUAAACCUGAUGAGGUGCCUGAAAGACAUAACUUAUCCUUUUUUCCAACUGUAAAUGAUAUUAAAAAUCACAUCCAUGAGGUACAGAAAUCCUUGAAAAAUGGAGAUAAUGUGUGUAACUCAGAGAUUAUUCCAGCAACGCUUCAAUGGACUACAGAUAAUGGGCAUAUUCUCAGAGAGACUGUGACAGUUACAUUUGCAGAAGGAAAUUCACCAGGAGACUCAGUUAGCACCAAAGUGGAAACAAAUCAGACAAGAGGUUCUUUGUCUCCAGAACCAGCCCACUUGCUUUCUUCACUUUCCUCAUUUCAGCCAAAAAUAUUUACUCAACUGCAGGGUUUGCAGUUGCAACCAAGAUUCACUUCUUCUGAUGGAUCGCCAACUCUGAUAUCAGUAAAUAACCACCCUUCCUCCAGUCCUUCAAGACUUCUGGAUUCAUUAGAAAGACCAGAUCAAAAUCUGGCUGCAGUGGACCAGCUGGUGCAAGUUGGAGAUGUUGAGGAUACAGAGAAUAUGGAAGGAAGUGUGCAUCGGAUUCUGUUGGGAAAUGUGCAGACCAUCCCAAUACAAAUUAUAGAUAACCACCCAGCUAUUAGUUGUUUUGGAGGUAUUUUAAAGGAGCCAACAUUUGACGGUCAUGGAGGUCUUAUCAAAAUCUGGUCACGUUGGAAACAGCAUGCUUUUCUGAGGCCCUUUGAGCCUCCUACACAGGGUCUCUCCAAUGACAGUGGUAAGGUAAAAGUAUUUUCACAGGAAAUAACUGCAAUGCAAAAUUGAGCAAUGGAUGCUGGUAAAAUAAGUAGUUUCUGAAAUAAAGAAAAUAGUUGUGCAGUAAUAGAAAAAGUAGAGGACUAACUCUGCCACUUAGCUGAAUUAUCUCAAGUGAAUCACUUCAUUCCUCUGGCCCUCAAUUUCUUCAUCUGCACCCUGAGAGACUGAGGUUGAAUGAUAGAAUUCAGUGGUUAUAUGUAAGUGAUGAAUCACUGAAUUCUAUUCCAAAACCGUGUUAACUAACUUGAAUUUAAAUAAAUAAAUUGAAGGAGAAAAAAAAAAGAAUUCAAUGGUUCUGUGAAAUAGCUUGGCUAUAUGGAGCUAAGGA